AAGGCUGCUCUGCCCAGCCCAUAGAUCCUGCCGGGACGCAGGUUGGAGACCAGAGCAAGUAACAACGGAAAGCCAUUAGAUCUCUUUAGGGUGAAUGAAGAUGAUGAGGGCGAUGCCGGCGCCGAAGAAGGCCUUGUUCCUCGCGGCGGCGGCUGCCGUCCUCUUCGUCGGCACCUUCCUGCUCAGCAACUUCCUCCGCGGCGCCGACCGCGGCCUCCUCUGCUCGUUCUCCCCUCUCUUCUCGCGGCCCUUCCCCGGCGGCGCCGACGUGCGGGGUGAGCUGGCGCUGGCUUUGAUCCACUACGCGACCACGUCGCAGGUGCCGCAGCAGUCGCGGGCGGAGAUCCAGCUCACCUUCGACGUGCUCCGCCGCCGCGCCCCCUGCAACUUCUUGGUCUUCGGCCUCGGCCGCGACUCCCGGAUGUGGUCCGCGCUCAACGCCGGCGGCACCACUCUGUUCCUGGAGGAGGACAAGGAGUGGUACGAGCUGGUGCUCAAGGGCUCCCCUUCUCUGCGGGCGCACCACAUCAAGUACCGGACCCGGCUCGACGAGGCGGACAAGCUGCUGAAAGGCUACCGAGCGGAGGCGGAGUGCCGGCCGGGGCGGGCGGACGGCGUCGCAGGGCUCCGGCGCAACGGCGGGUGCCCGCUGGCGCUGGUGGGGCUCCCGGACGAAGUCUACGAGAAGGAGUGGGACGUGGUGAUGAUUGACGCGCCGAAGGGGUACUUCCCGUCGGCGCCGGGGAGGAUGGCGGCGAUCUACUCCGCGGUGGUGAUGGGGUGGGGACGAAGGGGGGAGGGGCAGACCGACGUGUUCCUCCAUGACGUCGACCGGAAGGUGGAGAAGGCCUUCGCCUUGGAAUUCUUGUGCCAGAAGAACCGAGUAGGCGCCACCGGCCGGCUGUGGCACUUCCAGAUCCCUCCGGUGAACCCCAACCAGACCAGCUCCGGAACUACUCAGUCAACCAUGACUUACUUGACGUAUCGUCUUUAUCAUCUUCUUUUCUGGUUCCUUCUGCAUCAUUUUUUGCUCAAGAAGCAAGAACUUAUGUUAGGUCUCACCUUCUCAAACGAAUGCAUAUCUCAUGACAAGGGUCUCCAUUGUGACUUUGCUUACCUCUACAACCUCUUUCGCUACAAGCUCUCAUAGGAGAGUCUAUUAUUAUUGUUGUUGUUGUUGUUAUUAUUGAUAUUGAGUGGGAGUUUAUCUGUGAUGCCCUUCCUGUCACCCUUGUUGGGAUAAAUGGCGAACUCAUGAGCCUUAGGACAUGACAAUAUGUACAAGGUGAGCAGUCCGUCUGACUAGAUGGAGCUUAUCUCAUCUCAGGGAUAGCCCACCCUUUUUAAAAAGAGUGAGGGAGUUGUAGAAGGCUUCUAUGAUGUCGACUUUGAAUAAUAACGGGGCUAUCCAUGUUGCUUAA
Molecule: messenger RNA, 1421 nt
Organism: Zingiber officinale
Lineage: Eukaryota; Viridiplantae; Streptophyta; Magnoliopsida; Zingiberales; Zingiberaceae
Product: probable methyltransferase At1g27930
Exons: 2
Coding region: 95-1150 (351 amino acids)
Biological process (GO): xylan biosynthetic process
Source: RefSeq, a predicted model, not a curated record